Messenger RNA from Aspergillus clavatus NRRL 1, 1023 nucleotides. RefSeq lists its product as uncharacterized. The record is from RefSeq and is a predicted model, not a curated record. Lineage: Eukaryota; Fungi; Ascomycota; Eurotiomycetes; Eurotiales; Aspergillaceae. Bases 1 to 1023 code for a protein of 340 amino acids. The transcript is spliced from 2 exons.
AUGCCGUCCAUGGAGUCAAAACAGCCAUUUCCGCCCCUCUCAGCAGACGAACUCGCGACAACAACGACGACCCAUGGCAUCCACAAUACCGGCUAUCUCGAGCACGAGGAAGAGAUCCUGUCGCCGACAUAUGACGAUCUGGCGGAGGAUGAUGCUGACUUCCAAUCCAACUAUUCUCUGGACAACCAGUUCUUCUCCGACGCCUCUUCGGAAUCAGACGAGGGAUCGCCCGAAGACGCGAUUGGCAUGCAUCAUCCUUUCCAACAGUCGACCAGUUCGCUUCACGGGCCGAAUGCCUUUGCGCCUCCAUUCUACAAUAGACCGCCGACCCCGCUCCCCCCAUCCCCCUCGUUGACCUCGCUUCUUCGGCCCCCUUUCUCAACUACAACAUCCCGGCCGACUACCCCUGACAGCUCUGACGUGGAAACGCCGAAUGAUACAGAAGCGGCUGUUGCAAAGUCGGCCCGUCGUGCGACAACUGUCCCACGCGCCAGCCCGAAGGUUCCGACAUACGAGUACUACGGAUUCGUUUUGUACCUGACUUCCUCCCUGGCAUUCUUGAUAUACAUCCUCUGGUCCUUUCUGCCGUCGCCGUUUCUGCAUCAGCUCGGCAUCAAUUAUUAUCCUACACGAUGGUGGUCGCUCGCAAUGCCUGCGUGGCUGGUCAUGCUGAUCAUAUACAUCUACGUUGCCCUGGCAUCAUACAACACCGGGUAUCUGACCCUCCCGAUGAACAGUAUCGAGAACAUUGUGGACGAUGUCGCAAAUGUAGCCGUGAUCGAUGGCAAAGCAAGACGCCGCCCUGGCGGCGCUGCGAAGAUGAAGCCUGGUGCAACCUCGUUUCAAAUCAUGGGGCCGCAGAACCGCAAGGUCAACUGGAAGGAGAUCUGGGCCGAAGGCACAGAUGCCGUCAUGGACAUACCUGUCGGAGGAGUUUGUGAGGUCUUGUAUGGGCCGGAGAGAGACGAUGACGAGCUCUGCGGGAAUUUCGCGACUCCUACAGAGGAGACAUGGCAGGGCUGA